Messenger RNA from Musca domestica (house fly), 862 nucleotides. RefSeq names its product antigen 5 like allergen Cul n 1-like. Lineage: Eukaryota; Metazoa; Arthropoda; Insecta; Diptera; Muscidae. The transcript is spliced from 3 exons. The record is from RefSeq and is a predicted model, not a curated record. Bases 89 to 862 code for a protein of 257 amino acids.
AUUAACAUUAAAAAUUCUUGGCCACCAGCAGAAUUUUCCAACACGUGCACGAAAUAUACAGUGGAUUUUUUGUUAAGUCACGUUCGAAAUGCAUAAGAUUAUAAUAUGUUCAUUACUAUACGGUGCGAUUGCCAGAUGUGUCGAUUCUUUGGAUUGGUGUGAUCCGAUUUUAUGUUCGGAUGGUGUGCAACAUAUAGCCUGCAACAAUGAUGGGACUUUCCAUGAAAGAUGUGGCCACGAUGCGGAAAUUAUUGAUUUGGAACCAUAUCGUGAUUUUAUCGUCCAUGAACACAAUAAACGCAGAAAUUUUGUCGCACUUGGUCUAUUGCCUGGAUAUUAUCCAGCCGCACGCAUGGCCACCCUACAAUGGGAUGAAGAAUUGGAAUAUGUAGCCGACUUAAAUGUACGCACCUGUCAUGUGGAACAUGAUGAGUGUCGUAAUACGUAUCGUUUUCGGAAUUCCGGACAAAAUCUAGUUGGAAUAUCCAGAUUUCGAAAUAUUUAUCAGAAUAUAACAGAAAUUAUAUUGACCGAUAUGUGGCUGUGGUUUCGCGAGCACAAAACAAUAGGUAGCAAUAUUAUUACGGAAUUUAAGGUGGUGGGAGAUUUAGAUAAAUAUGGCCACUUUGCCGGACUCGUAUUGGACCGCAAUACCCAUGUGGGCUGUUCCCUGCUGCGCUACACCCGCCCAGAGUAUCCAUAUUUGUAUAUUUAUAAUUUCGCCUGUAACUAUUCCACACUUUAUGCCUAUGAUAUACCCAUCUAUUCGGCGGGUAAACCUGGUUCAAAAUGUAGAACUGGUACUAAUCCCCUUUAUCCUGGUCUGUGUUCUCUCAAGGAAGUUUAUAAUCCAAAUUAUUAA